AUGGCCACUUCCACUGGGACCGGGUGGGCUCAGCUCCGGCAGCAGGCCCGCUCGCUCGAGACUCAGACCGAAAGUCUGUUCCACACCUACUCGCAGUAUGCAUCGAUGGCGAAGCUACCCCCGAAGCCCUCGGAGGAAGAACAACGGGUCGAAUCGCAGCUGAAAGACCUCCUUGAAAGGCGUGAUUCCCUCAUUUCCCAGCUCUCCCGUCUCCUCGACUCCGAAGCCACCCUCACCGCAUCUGCUCUGAAACAGAACAACCUCACCCGUCAUCGCGAAGUCCUCCACGAUCAUCGUCGGGAACUUCAGCGCCUGAACUCCGCCAUCGCAGAGUCUCGCGACCGGGCCAACCUGCUGUCCAACGUCCGCUCUGAUAUCGAUGCCUACCGCGCCUCGAACCCUGCUGCGGCCGAGGCAGACUACAUGCUCGAGGAGCGAGGUCGGAUAGACGAAAGCCACAACAUGAUCGAUGGAGUAUUGAGCCAGGCAUAUGCGAUCAACGAGAAUUUUGGAUUGCAGCGUGAGACAUUGGCCAGCAUCAAUCGACGCAUCGUUGGUGCUGCGAAUAGGGUGCCCGGGAUGAAUGCUCUCAUUGGCAAAAUCGGAACCAAGAGGAGACGAGAUGCGAUCAUCUUGGGAGCGUUCGUCGGGUUCUGCUUCCUGAUGCUAUUUUUCUUCCGAUGA
Molecule: messenger RNA, 684 nt
Organism: Aspergillus clavatus NRRL 1
Lineage: Eukaryota; Fungi; Ascomycota; Eurotiomycetes; Eurotiales; Aspergillaceae
Product: putative vesicle transport v-SNARE protein Gos1
Exons: 3
Coding region: 1-684 (227 amino acids)
Biological process (GO): endoplasmic reticulum to Golgi vesicle-mediated transport; vesicle fusion
Cellular component (GO): Golgi membrane; SNARE complex; cis-Golgi network
Molecular function (GO): SNAP receptor activity
Source: RefSeq, a predicted model, not a curated record